Molecule: messenger RNA, 963 nt
Organism: Daldinia childiae
Lineage: Eukaryota; Fungi; Ascomycota; Sordariomycetes; Xylariales; Hypoxylaceae
Exons: 4
Coding region: 1-963 (320 amino acids)
Molecular function (GO): chitin binding
Source: RefSeq, a predicted model, not a curated record
AUGUUGAUAUUUCCUCUAACUUUCACCCUAUUCCUCUCCCUUUCCGCGGCUACUACCACCACAACCACCACCACCGGUAUAUGUUCACCUGUGACGUGGCAAGGCACCGGUUCCGCGACCUCUAAAACAGGCCCUCCUAGGCCCCAGCAUACCCGUAGUGUAGUUCGUACUUCACCUAUCAAACCCGGUGAAAUCAACUGUCGCUAUUGGGGCGGAACAUACGAUGAGGUCGAUAAAUCUACUUGUACGAAGCUAAUCCGGAAAUAUCAAAUCACCACAGAAAAGUUCUUCAUUCUCAAUCCAGAAAUCGAACCGGAUUGUGGAAACGUUCGGCCUUAUACCGAGUAUUGCGUUGCGGGGUUCAUUGAGCCAGUGCGAGCUGUAGACGGAUUCUGCGGUCCGCCUCAUAACAAUGCCACUUGUCUCGGGAUGGAUCAAGGGCAGUGUUGCAAUUCGGAGACCUGGACAUGCGGCAAUACUGAAGAAGAUUGCGCUCCUGGUACCUGUUAUGAAGGCGUUUGUUUUGGCGAUAAGGUAUAUAGCACAGAUGGAAAAUGCGGUUACAAGCACGGUAAUAAGCUAUGUGCUGGAAAACAAGGUGACUGUUGCAGCUUAGAUGGCGAAUGUGGUACCGGCCCUAGUUUCUGUGGUGGUGGUGUUUGCCAGUCGGGUAACUGCACGAGGCUCCCUGAUAGCCACUUACUUGGUCACAGUCUAUUUAUGUCAGGAAUACCGUGGUUAACGGGAAACACGACAGACGGCGCAUGCGGUGGUGAAAACAAGUAUACUUGUAAUGUGGUAUAUGGAAACUGCUGUAACAAAGAUGGGCAAUGCGGGUCUCUUCCCUCGGACUGUGGAGAAGGAUGUCAAGCUGAAUUUGGAAAGUGUGACUCCGUAACGUCCAGUUCCUCGACUACUUCGCUUCCUAAGUCAACAUCUGGGAAUAUCGUAGAGGAAAUUUGA